UUGGUAGCCAUCAGUUGCUUUCCUAUCACCAUCCAAUACAAACGAUCCAAACUAUUUCCUCUAAAAUGUUCGCUAAAGUGAUCAUCAUUGCCACCUUGGCCAUCGCCAGCGUCGCCGCCAAGCCAGGAGUGCUCGCCGCCCCAGCAGCAGCUGUUGCCUAUUCAGCCCCACUGGUGGCCACCGGACCGGCCUUUGCCCCAGCCGUUGCCUACACUGCCGGAUAUGCCAACGUGGGAGACUCCGCAGUGGUUACCUCGCACAACUCGCAGCUCAUUGAUCCGUCCUAUGCCGCCUACACUGCCGCUGCUCCGUUGGCAUACUCUGCUGCUGCCAUUCCGGCUGUUGCCGCUGCCCCUUAUGCUGCCCGUCUUGCCUACGCCGCGCCAUUGGCCACCAAGUUUGUGCUGUAAAUCGACUGUUAGUUUGUGUCGUUGACUAGAAUUUCCAAUCAUUUUCUUCUACAAAACGUUUCAAAGUCUAUCAAAUAUAAAUUAUAACAAAAUUAA
Molecule: messenger RNA, 506 nt
Organism: Aedes aegypti (yellow fever mosquito)
Lineage: Eukaryota; Metazoa; Arthropoda; Insecta; Diptera; Culicidae
Product: cuticle protein 38-like
Exons: 2
Coding region: 66-410 (114 amino acids)
Source: RefSeq, a predicted model, not a curated record